AAGUCACACCUGGUAAUAAAAUAAGUAAUAAUCUCAGUGCACUUUAAACUGAUCACAUCUGAACUUGAAGUAAGAAACAAACUGUGACAAACAGAGCUACAGUCAGAGGAGGAGCUAAAUUGUAAAGACCAGAUUCAACGCCACUUUACUGAAAUGAAACUCAAUUUUUUUCAGAGCGACGGCAGAGCUGCAGUCCUGACAAACCUCUGUGUUUCUGUCUGAAAAAAAAUAUCUGAGUUCAUCUGUUCUUUCUCAACAUUGGACUCAAAUACUGUGUGUAGACAUGUCUGCUGCCAGAUGUCUGAGAUCUAAAGAUCAGUUUCUGUGCUCCAUCUGUCUGGAUGUGUUCACUGAUCCAGUCACUACACCAUGUGGACACAACUUCUGCAAACACUGCAUCACUCAACACUGGGAUACUACUGAUCUGUGUAAGUGUCCCCUGUGUACAGAGAUGUUCCACACUAGACCUCAACUGAAGGUCAACACUUUCAUCUGUGAGAUGGUUGCUGAGUUCAGACAUGAAGCUCAACAGAAAGCCAGCAGCUCAGAGCAACAAGCUGCCAAACCAGGAGAAGUUCCCUGUGACGUCUGCACUGGAACCAAACUGAAGGCCCUGAAGUCCUGCCUGGUGUGUCUGCUCUCCUACUGUGACUCUCACCUGGAGCCUCAUCUGACAAUGUCAGGCCUGAAAAGACAUCAGCUGAUCCACCCUGUGGACAACCUGGAAGACAGGAUAUGUAGGAAGCACGAUAAACCUUUGGAGCUAUUCUGUAAGACCGACCAGACAUGUGUCUGCCUGCUUUGCCCUGUUUUAGACCACAAGACACAUGAGUUUGUUCCUCUGAAAGAAGAAUAUGAAGGAAAGAAGGCAGAGCUGGGAAAGACAGAGGAUGAAAUUCAGCAGAUGAUCCAGAAGAGACGACUGAAGAUUGAGGAGAUGAAAGAGUCAGUGAAGAUGAGUAAAGAUGCUGCAGACAGAGAGAAAGCAGAAGGUGUUCAGGUCUUCACUGCUCUGAAGGAGUCUGUUGAGAGAGGCCUGGACCAGCUCAUAAAGGAGAUUGAAGACAAACAGAAAACAACACAGAAACAGGCUGAAGGUUUCAUCAAAGAUCUGGAACAGGAAGUUUCUGAGCUGAUGAAGAGGAGCUCUGAGGUAAAGCAGCUCUCACGCUCUGAAGACCACCUCCACCUCCUCCAAAGCUUCUCCUCCCUGAAAGCUGCUCCACCCACCAGGGACUGGACAGAGGUCAGGGUCCGUCCACCAUCAUAUGAGGGGACUGUGAUGAGAGUUGUGACUCAGCUGGAGGAGACGCUCAGUAAAGACAAGAAGAAGCUUCUUGAGGCUGAGCUGAAGAGGGUCCAGCAGUAUGCAGUGGAUGUCACUCUAGAUCCUGCUACAGCAAAUUCUCACCUCAUCCUGUCUGAUGAUGGAAAACAAGUUUACUGUGGUGACGUGAGGAACAAUCUUCCAGACAACCCAGAGAGAUUUUCUAGAUGUCCAUGUGUUUUAGGAACGAAGAGUUUCGCUUCAGGCAGAUUUUACUUUCAGGUUCAGGUUAAAGCAAAGACUGAAUGGGAUCUAGGAGUGGCCAGAGAGUCAAUUAACAGAAAGGGAAUCAUCACACUGAGACCUCAUGGUGGUUACUGGACUGUAUGUUUGAAAAAUGGAAAUGAAUACAAAGCCUGUGCUGGUCCUCCAGUGCGUCUCUCUCUUCAUUCUCGUCCUGAAAAGGUGGGGGUGUUUGUGGAUUAUGAGGAGGGUCUGGUCUCCUUUCAUGAUGUAGAUACUGCGGCUCUUAUCUACUCCUUCACUGGCUGCUCCUUCAAUGACAAACUUUACCCAUACUUCAGCCCCUGUAAUAACAUUUGGGGUAAUAACUCUGCACCUCUGAUCAUCUGUCCUGUCAAUCAAACUGUCUGAUCCAUUUAAUGAUGUAACUUUGAGAUCAAUGAAUGAACUUAUUGAUCUUCACUCUUUAUCCACACUCUGUACAUAUAUGCUUUAAUACUACAAUACUGGUACAGCUGGUAACACAAAGAUAGCAAUGGAUUAGAGAGAUACGGUACAAACUCAUUAUUCUGGAAUGAAAUGAUUUCAUUGUUAAUUAUGAUAAAAAUGUUCAUAUCAACUUGUUUUCUUUCAUUAAUGUUCUCAUUCCUUCAUUCAUCAGUUUAGAUUUAAUUUUUGUUGGACUUUUACCUUUUACUUGUUUUAAUGUUUUUACUCUCUUGAUUCAUUAAACUCUUGUGUGGAAUUUUUGAUAAUUAUAAAAUGAGCUUCAAUUAAAGUCCUAGAGCUGUGAACAAGAUCGUGUCUGUGUCAUCAGGAGAGUUUGUUGAAGACAAGAAUCUCAAACUAUUCUCCUAUUGUUAUAUAACACAAACCCCUCUGACACUAUUAGACAAGAUUCCACAGUGUUACACAUGAUUGUACUACACAAAUAUAGAAGUUUAUAGGAGAAAUGAAAUGAGUGAUGUAACUUUAGACUGAAUGUGGGAUUGACCCAGAGCUGUAAAAGACUGUAACAUGAAGAUGAGUUCCUGCAGAUUGAAAUAAAGUCACACUGUAAAAGAAAAGAUGGACCAAACACAAGUCCUCUUGUUCUAUGUUUGUUAGAAUAAUAAUCACAUGUAAACCUGAAGGAGAAACAGAUCUUAUCAAGGAGAGUUGAAGAUAUAUAAAUUAAAUAGCACAAAAGUAAUUCAAAUUAAAUUCCACUCCACCAAACAAGCAGACCGGACACCGAGGGCAGAGGUCACUGCUGUAGUGUUGUUAAAAUCAGGACCAGCCACAUUUACAGUCGUCCUUAGUGUGGUGGGAGCAGUGGAGAUCAGGACAUGUGUGAGACCUGCUAAGGAUCUGUCCUGAAUGUCCAGCUGGGCCCCAUGAAUCAGAGGUUCCUUCAGCAGCCAGUGUAGGGACAUAGUGGGCUCCAGUCUCUUCUAUAAAAACAGUCUCCAGGUUUUAAAAAAGCUCUGAUAAAAGGCAGACAGGUUCAAAAAGUUUAAACAGUCAGUGUCAUUAAAACAGGGGAUAAUCCAGUCCAAGUC
This is a messenger RNA of Mugil cephalus (flathead mullet), 3051 nucleotides long. RefSeq names its product E3 ubiquitin-protein ligase TRIM39-like. Bases 284 to 1921 code for a protein of 545 amino acids. Gene Ontology annotation, molecular function: protein binding; zinc ion binding. Lineage: Eukaryota; Metazoa; Chordata; Actinopteri; Mugiliformes; Mugilidae. The record is from RefSeq and is a predicted model, not a curated record. The transcript has 2 exons.